CCCUGCCGUAGGAUUUGAAAGUGGGCGUGAUAUCCGGGUCAUGCCCCUCUGUUUCCCUGGUUCUCUGGUGGUGGCGGCGGCGGCGGUUGGGGAUUUGAAAAGGUCGUUCUCCCAUUCACCAUGUCCCUCGCUGACGAGCUCCUGGCCGACCUGGAGGAGGCUGCCGAGGAAGAUGAGGAGAGUUUCGCUGACGAGGAGGAUGAGGAGACCAUCGAAGUGGUGGAGGAGGAGAUGCAGCUGGACCUGGGGGUCGACUCUGUCAAGAGCAUCGCGAAACUCCGCGACAGCAAGCUGUUCGCGGAGAUCAUCACCAAGAUGGGAGACUACAUCGGGAAGCAGCGGAAGUCUUCGGAAGUGACAGGACCCGUGGAAUCCGAUCCUGAAUACAAACUCAUCGUCGAUGCAAACAACCUGACAGUGGAGAUUGACAAUGAGAUCAAUAUCAUUCACAAAUAUGUCAGAGAUAAAUACUCGAAGCGGUUUCCAGAGCUGGAAUCACUGGUUCCCAAUGCACUGGACUAUAUCCGGACUGUGAAGGAACUUGGCAACAACCUUGAUCGCUGCAAGAAUAACGAGAACCUUCAGCAGAUCCUCACAAACGCCACCAUCAUGGUGGUCAGUGUGACGGCCUCCACCACACAGGGACAGACGCUGUCUGAAGAGGAGCUCGGCGUCAUCAUGGAGGCGUGUGACAUGGCCCUGGAACUGAACCAGUCAAAGCACCAGAUCUACGACUAUGUGGAGUCCCGAAUGUCGUUCACCGCCCCCAACCUCUCCAUCAUCGUCGGAGCUUCGACAGCAGCGAAGAUCAUGGGAAUAGCGGGAGGUCUCACCAACCUGUCAAAAAUGCCUGCCUGUAACAUCAUGUUGCUGGGUUCCCAGCGCAGGAACCUCUUCGUGUUGUCCAGUGCCUCGGUGCUGCCUCACACGGGCUACAUCUACCACAGUGAGAUCGUUCAGUCGCUGCCUCAGGAUCUCCGUAAAAAGGCGGCCCGCCUGGUGGCUGCGAAGUGCACGCUGGCGGCCCGUGUGGACAGCUUCCAUGAGAGUGCUGAGGGGAAGGUGGGUUAUGACCUGAAGGAGGAGAUCGAACGGAAAUUCGACAAGUGGCAGGAACCACCUCCAGUCAAACAGGUGAAGCCCCUGCCUGCGCCGCUGGACAGUCAGCGCAAGAAGCGAGGAGGACGGAGGUAUCGCAAGAUGAAGGAGAGACUGGGCCUGACAGAGAUCCGAAAACAGGCCAACCGCAUGUGCUUUGGAGAGAUCGAAGAGGAUGCCUAUCAGGAAGAUCUGGGCUUCAGCCUGGGGACGCUGGGCAAAUCGGGCAGUGGUAGAGUGAGGGCGGCACAAGCCAACGAAGUGACCAAGGCCAGAAUCUCCAAAUCACUGCAGCGAACGCUCCAGAAACAAAGCAUGGUUUACGGUGGAAAAUCAACAAUUCGCGAUCGAUCAUCUGGGACAGCUUCAAGUGUGGCUUUCACCCCACUUCAGGGCCUGGAGAUCGUGAACCCCCAGGCGGCGGAGAAGAAAGUGGCUGAAGCCAAUCAGAAAUAUUUCUCCAACAUGGCGGAGUUCCUGAAGGUGAAGAGAGAAAAGGAGGAGAAACUGCAGCUGUUCUGAUGGCGGGAGGAGCAGGAAGGUGCCCGGUGGGUGAGUGUGUCUGAGGAGAGGGAGGCUCAGACACUCUCGCACUCACACCGCCAUGGACUGGUACACGCCCCCCCCACCCUCCAGGGGUUGGCUGUACACAGCGUGGGGCUGUCACAGCCCCAGCUUUCUAUUUAUCGCAAAGCUCAAUAAACUGUUCAUACACCAUG
Messenger RNA from Rhincodon typus (whale shark), 1817 nucleotides. It is a transcript of the gene prpf31, whose product is annotated as PRP31 pre-mRNA processing factor 31 homolog (yeast). Bases 121 to 1620 code for a protein of 499 amino acids. Gene Ontology annotation, cellular component: U4 snRNP; precatalytic spliceosome; U4/U6 x U5 tri-snRNP complex. The record is from RefSeq and is a predicted model, not a curated record. Lineage: Eukaryota; Metazoa; Chordata; Chondrichthyes; Orectolobiformes; Rhincodontidae. Gene Ontology annotation, biological process: mRNA splicing, via spliceosome; spliceosomal tri-snRNP complex assembly. The transcript has 14 exons.